Pyrus x bretschneideri (Chinese white pear) is the source of this 2242-nucleotide messenger RNA. Its product is annotated as exocyst complex component EXO70H1. Gene Ontology annotation, cellular component: exocyst. The transcript has a single exon. Bases 36 to 1988 code for a protein of 650 amino acids. Gene Ontology annotation, molecular function: phosphatidylinositol-4,5-bisphosphate binding. Lineage: Eukaryota; Viridiplantae; Streptophyta; Magnoliopsida; Rosales; Rosaceae. The record is from RefSeq and is a predicted model, not a curated record. Gene Ontology annotation, biological process: exocytosis.
AAGCCAGUCCAAGCCUGUCAGAUUACUAGAGUGAAAUGCCAACAAAAGGAAUGAGGAGCCUGUUAUUUCACUCCAAAUCGCCGUCGUUCGCGGCCUACUCUUCUUCCCCUGCUAGACUCCCGGCCUUCUCUUCUUCCCCUUCUAGGCCCUCGAUUUCAUUUCCGACCCCGCGGCGCGUUCCCGUUGCGAACUUCACGGAGGCGAUGAUUCAAGAGAUCAUCGAGAACGGCGCCGUGCUGAUCAUGAAGUGGAACCCGGACACCUCCACUUACGCCAAAGUCACCUCCCUAUUCUACGAGAGCAAAAACGAAGCCCGGCAGUUUAUCCGGUGCGUGACGGACCUCCAGAGUGUCAUGCACUACCUCGUCCAAGAGGAACCCACAUCCGAAAAACUCGUCCACGCGCAGGGCCUCAUGCAGGUGGCAAUGAAGCGUCUCCAGAAGGAGUUUUACCAGAUCCUCUCCAUGAACCGGGCUCACCUCGACCCAGAAUCUGUCUCCACCCGGUCCAGAUCAUCUCUCGCCUCGACCCGGUCCAGCACCUCCGAUUACGACGAAGACAGCGGCGCCACCACAGACGACGACGUAAAAUUCGCUGGAGACGCCAUUUCCGAAGUCGAGCACGUCUCGGCUAUCGCCAUGAACGACUUGAAAUUAAUCGCCGAGUGCAUGAUCACAUCGGGAUACGCGAAGGAAUGCGUUCACAGCUACAAAACCAUCAGAAAAUCGAUCAUCGACGAGGGAAUGUACAAGCUCGGCGUCGAGCGGUUCAGCUCCUCGCAGAUCGGGAAGAUGGACCGGGAGGUUCUGGAUUUCAGAAUCACGAGCUGGCUGAGCGCGGUGAAGAUCUCGAUCUCCACGCUCUUCGACGGCGAGAGGAUCCUGUGUGACCACGUGUUCGCGUCCUCCGCGUCGAUCCGCGAGUCCUGCUUCGCGCACAUUUCUAGCGAGGCCGCGAAUUUGCUCUUCGGCUUCCCGCAGGUUCUCGUGGCGGUGAAAAGCAAGAAGAACUCGCCGUCGUCGAUUGACAUUUUCCGCCUCCUCGAUAUGUACACCGCCAUCUCCCAGAGCUGGCCGGAGAUCGAAUCCAUCUUCGGAUUCGAAUCCACCGCCGCCGUCCGAUCUCAGGCUCUCAACUCGCUCAUCAAACUCGGCGAGUCGGUGCGAUCGCUGAUUUCCGACUUCGAGUCCACGGUCCAGAAAGACUCGUCCAAAUCCGUCCCCACCGGCGGCGGGAUCCACGAUCUGACGGUCCGCGCGAUGAAUCACCUCUCGCUCCUCACCGACUACAGCAACAUCCUCGCCGACAUUAUCACCGAUUGGCCUCGCCCGGCUAAAUCGACACCGCGGGAAUCGUACUUCGACAGUCCUUUCUCCGAUAAUUCUCCAGCGCCGGCUAUCUCCGUCCUCAUGGCAUGGCUCGUCCUCGUCCUCCUCUGCAAGCUCGACGACAAGGCCAAGCACUACAAGGACAUCGCGCUCUCGUACCUCUUCCUCGCCAACAACCUCCAGUACGUAAUCUCGAAAGUCCGCACGUCGAAUCUCCAGUACCUCCUUGGGGAGGACUGGAUAUCAAAGCACGAGGCGAAAGUGCGGCAGUUCGCGGCGAAUUAUGAGAAACUGGCUUGGGGGAAUGUGUUAUCUUCGCUGCCGGAGAAUCCGACGGCUCAGAUUUCUCCCGAGGAAGAGAGAUUGAUCUUCCGGAAUUUCAAUUUUGCCUUCGACCAAGCGUAUCGGAAACAAAGAAUGAGUGUCGUACCGGACCCGAAACUCCGAGACGAGAUCAAAGUUUCUGUAGAGCAAAAGCUUGUUCCGGUUUACAGGGAGUUUUAUGACACACACAGGAUGACGGUUGGCGGCGGGAGAAACGCGGGGCUUUACGUCAGAAUUGCCCCUGAAGAUAUUGGAAAUCACUUAUCCGACCUGUUUUUUACGCCCGCAUCCGGCGGCUCUUCGUCAUCAGCGUUGUCUCGUCGGCGGAGUCUUUGAGACUUAAGAAUUAUUUUUGGCGCCGAGUUUUUGUUUUGUAUUUAAGCGCCGGUUUAUUGGCGAUUGUUUCCGGUGGUAUAUAUUUUUUGUUUUCUUCCGUGUAGAAAAAGCGCGUGUUCACACGUCAGACAAUUUAAAUAAGUUAGCUGUUGUUGCCAAGUGUAACGACAUUUUGAAAACUUUUACUUUGUUACUUAUACAAUCACCCCCUGUAUUUCUGUAAAUUCAAAACAGUGCCCAAGAUGUUCAUAUUC